GAGCUGGUCCACGCUGUGUGGAUUAAACAUUUUCACUUAAGUCCUGACAGAAGCUGCAGCCGCGGGUGUGUGGAUGGGGGGAAACAGCCCGAGUCACCUCUCUCAGGAGGAUGGUGAAGGCGGAGGAGUUACUUUUGUGAAGGGCAUUCGGCUGUCAGACAAAGUGAUCCAGCGGAUGAAACAGCCUUCAAAGGUCGUCCGUCCUCCACCCGCACAGAAUGGAAGUCCUCCAUCACACUCACCUGAAACACAAACAUCCACUCCUGUUCCCACCCCCUCUGUUGAACAUUUACUACCUCUUCUGACGCCUCCACCUGAAUUCAUCCUGCCUCCCCCUCCUCUUCAUGAAGCUCCAUCAGUGGAACCUGCUGCUCCUGUAAAACUCGUUCCUCCUCCUCCUGUAAAGUUUCACUCCCUGCCUCCUACCUCUGUGGAGCCCGCAGCACCGCCGCAAACUCCACCUCUGACCGACCCUGUUGUCUCGGCCCCUCCUCCUCCUCCAUCUGCACCUUCUCCACAAGUAGAAGCCCCUGUGGAGCUUCAGUCUCCUCCUCCACCCCCACCGGCUGUAGUGGAGCCAGUAGUUCUACCUCCUGUUGAAUCCUUCAUCCCACCUCCAGAAACCAUAUCUACACCGCCGAUAGCAGAACCAGUUGUCCUCCCUCCACCUGUUGAAUCGGCUGUUGCUCCACCUGAACCACCAGCUUCACCUCUGCUCUCUGAAACGCCUAUUCUUGAACCUGCAGCUGUAGCUUCCUCUGUUGAGCCUCUUGAAUCUGUUGCCCUGGCUGCACUACCAGUGGAAACGAUCCAGCCUCCACCCAUGGUUGAAUCUGCACCAGUUGAACCAAUUACUCCACCCUGUCCUGUUGAUUUAGCUCCAGUUGAAGUUUUACCGCCACAAGUGGAAACAACUCUUUUUGAGGCUGCAGUUCCACCUGCUGCAGUAGAAGAAGUACGGCCUCCAGUCGUGGCUCCAGCUCUCGACCUGCCUCUGCCAUGUGAACUUCCACCACCUCCAGAGCUGAUGGCACCUUCUGCUGCUCUGGAGCCCAUUGCAGCACCCGCUCCUGUUCUAGAGCUGGUAGCAGCACCCGCUCCUCCUCUAGAGCCCGUUGCAGCACCCGCUCCUCCUCUAGAGCCCGUUGCAGCACCCGCUCCUCCACCAGAGCCCGUUGCAGCACCCACUCUUGCUCCAGAGCCCGUUGCAGCACCCGCUCUUGCUCCAGAGCCCGUUGCAGCACCCCCUCCUCCUCCAGAGCCCGUUGCAGCACCUGCUCCUCCUCCAGAGCCCGUUGCAGCACCCGCUCCUCCUCCAGAGCCCUUUGCAGCAUCCGCUCCUCCUCCAGAGCCUGUUGCAGCCCUUGCUCUUGCUUCAGAGCUCGUUGCAGCACCCGAUCCGGUUCUAGAGCCGGUUGCAGCACCCGCUCCGGUUCUAGAGCCGGUUGCAGCACCGUCUCCUGCUCCAGAGCCCGUUGCAGCACCCUCUCCUGCUCCAGAGCCCGUUGCAGCACCCUCUCCUGCUCCAGAGCCCGUUGCAGCACCAGCUCCUCCCCCAGAGCCUGUUUUUGAGGAGCCCGUGGCCCCCUGUCUCUGCGUGGAGCUUGCCGUCGUUCCCACUCAUGCACCUUUAAGUGAUGAACCCCUGGUCGAGCCUGUGGCUCCAUCUCCGCCUGCUCUAGCUCCACCUUCUGAGGAGCCCGCCAUGAUCAUGUCUCUGCCCCCUGUUCUUGAAGAUGAAGUACCUGCUGUCGCCUCAGUGGCACCACCUGCAGCAGCCCCCCCUGUUUCUCCUGAAGUGGUAGAGGAAGAGUUGAGGGAGAAGAUUAAAGGGGAGAUGAAGAUGAGUCUGGAGGAGGAGAUCAACCAGAGGAGGAAGGAGCUGCAGCUACAGCUGGAGGAGAUGAGGUUUCAGGCUCAUCUAGAGGCCCAGGCAGCCGCUCAGGCUCAGGUGGAGGCGCAGGUGAAGAGGACGCUGGAGGCGGAGAAGGGUGCUUUCGUGGAGAACCUGACGGAGUCCAUCAUGAAGGAGCGAAUGAAGACCGAGGACGAGCAUCUCAUGGUGCAGCUUUAUCGGAUGGAGCUGAAGGCUCAUCAGCUGGAGGAGAAGGAGAAAGAGCUGAAGAAACGAGACACUCUCUAUAAGGAACACAUCACAAAACUUGAAGCAAAGUGCACUGAGUUUUACAAAGUGACUGCUGAGAGCUAUCAAAAGGGCAAAGAAGAGACUCACAACCGAUUUGCACGUUACAACAUCCAGCCUGUGUGCGGUGACCUGCAGGGUCAGAUUUUAAAAUGCUACAAAGAAAACACUGGACAGACUCUGUCCUGCUCGAGUAUCGCCUCGGCCUACAUGCAGUGUGUGGACAACGCCAAGAAGAAUAAACUGAGCACUGGAGGUUAACGUGGACCACCUGAUGAGGAAAGAAGUUGAUGGAAAGAAUUCAACAAACAGAUGAGUGAGAGGAGAAUCUACUCCUUCCUUCACAUACAGCUGGAAGAAGUGCCAUAGACCCAGCCCAGCAGACCGGUCCGCUUCUGGUAACGAUUUGUCUUCACCCUCUCUGGUUCUCGGGAUCAUCUUAAAAACCAAAUGUGCCGCAACAACAGCAACACGAACAGAUGGAUAAAAUCAUUUAAAGGAGCAGAAAAGCAAAACUUGUGAAUUUAAGUAAGGUAUCUUUGUGAGAUAAAUGCUGAACGACUCAAUCAUUAUGUUUGUGUGCCUUGAAGUUACGAACGUUAAUCAUGAGAUUGUAAAUGCAUGAUGUAAAGAGGAACACAGUGUGAAGAAAAAAACACUUGUACGUGUUGCAGGUUAUUGUACUGUAUAUAAAUUAUUUCAGGGGUUAUUUCUGGUGCAUGCAACACAUUUAAUUAAAUCACAAUAAACUUUAUUGUGGAAUC
Messenger RNA from Centropristis striata (black sea bass), 2907 nucleotides. RefSeq lists its product as uncharacterized. The transcript is spliced from 9 exons. The record is from RefSeq and is a predicted model, not a curated record. NCBI's taxonomy places the organism in Eukaryota, Metazoa, Chordata, Actinopteri, Perciformes, Serranidae. Bases 74 to 2404 code for a protein of 776 amino acids. Gene Ontology annotation, biological process: inner mitochondrial membrane organization. Gene Ontology annotation, cellular component: mitochondrion; MICOS complex.